AGAAAAGUUGUGGUGUCAAUGUUGGCAACGAAUCAGCGUUAGCCGUUUGGUUGAUAUGAAAUCCACAGGAGCGCCGAAAUCACGUUGUUUUAAUACAUACGUUUGUUACACAUCCGUGAAGUAAAUAUGCUGAGCUCAGCCAUGGACAGAGCAGUGCCUUUGGACCCAUUUCGGUCCCAUGUCGAAUCUCUGGAACUUGCUGGAAGGGCACUUGAUAGAGCUCUUCAGAAAGACAAUUGUUUCCCUUCUUUAAUAGAAGUCACCCAAGUAGCACAAGGUGGAACGGCAACAGUCAGUGGCUUAACAGAAAUGGAUUACCCUUCUAUAGAAGGACUUUCAUCAGUGAAACAAAUUAAAUCCAUUAACAAAGUUCCUUUACCAAGAGAAGUGAUGGAGCAUUUUGGUCAUAUGCAGUGCAAUUGUAUGAUGGGAUUAUUUCCUGAAAUUGGCAGAGCUUGGCUUACAAUUGAUAGUGAUAUUUAUGUGUGGACUUACGAGCAUGGGUCAGACUUGGCAUACUUUGAUGGCCUGGGUGAAACUAUAGUGAGCAUUGGAUUAGUCAAACCCAAACCUGGAGUGUUUCAAACUUUUGUAAGAUACCUUUUGAUACUUACAACAACUGUUGAAAUUGUUGUACUUGGAGUCACAUUUACAAGUAACAGAGAUGGGCCCCUUGGUGAUCUUGAAGAAAUGCACUUACUCCCAGAACCAGUAUUUGCACUUCCAACCGAUGGUGUCACAAUCAACACAGUUUCCAGCACUCUCUCUGGCCGCCUCUUUUUGGGUGGCCGUGAUGGGAGUCUUUGUGAGAUCGUAUACAAGGCAGAGGGCAGUUGGUUUGGGAAACGCUGCAAGAAAGUAAACCACUCAAAAAGUGCCUUGUCAUUUUUGGUACCUUCAUUCAUAAGUGGCGCUUUUGUUGAGGAAGACCAAAUUGUUCAAAUUACUGUUGAUAAUAGUCGCAACAUACUAUAUACACUGACUGAAAAAGGUUCUAUUAGUGUUUAUGACCUUGGUGAAGACGGAGAAUCAAUGAGUCAUAUUGUUACAACUAGUCAGUCAACUUUAGUGCAGAAUGCUGUCAAUAUUGUUAGAACUUUAGAUAGCAAUGUUUUUCGCCACAUUGUGAGCAUAUCUCCAAUAGAAGCUCGUGAAUCUCUUCAUGUGAAUCUUGUGGCAGUAACAAAAGCAGGAGUGCGUCUGUAUUUCACAACAAGUCCUGUCACAUCACUAACAGUUCGACCAUAUGCAUUACAUCUUGUCCAUGUAAGACUUCCUCCAGGCUUUGCUGCAUGUGCAUUGCCUCAGCAACCAAGAAAUGUAAACUUGGCACAUUACAGCAGGGGUACACUCAUACUGGUUUCUUGUCCUGGUGGUGAUCGUGAUGUCUUAUGGUGCCUAAGCAGUGACGCUUUCCCUUUCCAUCAGUACCUAGCAGAGACACAGACUGUUAUUCCUUUGGACGGGGUUGCCUGGGCAUUGGCAGAGGUGCGUCCAAGUCAUCGCUAUUUGGAUCUACCACCAUCAUUUUAUCAGCAGUCUGCUAUCACUCCUGGUGCCGAAUAUGACUCAGCAAAUUCUGAUGGACAGCUACAGCAGCAACAGUCAGAUCUGGGGUCCUUCAUGGAUCCACCCUUGGUGGUGCGACAGCACAUGGAAGCACCUAAGAAAUAUGUCAUACUGACACCUCAGGGAGCAGAGAUACUAGCAAAACUACGCCCUGUUGAUGUAUUGCGCCAGCUCCUAACAGAUGGCCGUGGUCCAGAGACAGGUGCAGUCAGAACUUUCUUCAGAGAGCAGCGCGAGGAGCAAGCUUGUGCAACUUGCCUAAUGUUAGCGUGCCUUGACAGUGCGCAGAAUGCUCAGAUUGCAGAGUGGGCAACUCGUGCAUUUUUUCUUUAUGGUGGCGAGCCACGUGUUGGUGGUGUAAGUGGUGUUGGUGGUGUAAGUGCUGCUGGUGGCGGUACGGGUGCACUCUCACCACCACCAAACCCGCUCGUUGACACCGUGCUGACACCUGCAAGUCCUAGAAUUGCGAGUCCAGCCAGCCACACCACACAUGAAGCCUUCAAUCCUGGCUUUGUGUCGACACCAAUUCGUGGACCAAUUCAACAAGGCCCUGCAAGGGAUCAGAAUAUUGGUCCUAGCUUUCUCAGUCCACAAUCUUUGCCUGCAAAUGUGCAAGAUGGAAAUGUUGGAGGUGUUCAGUUCUCAGCAAAGCAUAAUGGUCUUUAUCUUUAUAUGAGUAGACUGUUGAGACCUAUCUGGAAUCUCCGAACAGUCCACCUAACAACAAUGGAUAAAAAGCAGUUUCUGUGCAGCACACUUUCUAGAGAAGAUUGUGCAUGGUUGUUAGGCCACAUCCAUGCUCUUAGAGCAUUUCUGGAAAAGAAUGCCCAGUUUUCUGUAGGAUACAUGCAGAUGAACCAACAGACAAAUUUGGCUUCGGAGGUAUCAGGCCAAGACAAUUAUGGAACUCCUGUCUCCAGAAGACCGCAGUUGCCUGUCCAGCAAGUACAGCUUCAAGAGAAACGUUCCUUAGAUGCAUUCCGAGUCUUCAUUGCACAUGUCUGUGAAGUUCUUGGACUAUGGAAGGUGUUGUGUGAACACCAGUUCCACAUAAUUGCUGACACUCUUAGUAAGGAACACCAGACACAGCUUUUGAAUACUACUUUCCAGACCUUAAUUUUAAUUGGCCACGAACUGUGCUCUGUUCUCAUCAACAGUCUAAUCAACAGCUAUCUGAACGACAAUGCAUCAAUUGAUGCCAUUAGCGGAAGGUUAAGGGAUAUUUGUCCCCAUCUAUAUCGCAAUGAAGAUGCUGCAUGUGCCAGAGCUUAUGAAAUGCUGCUUAGUGCCAGAAACAUCCAGAACAAGGAGGAAAAGGAUGCAAAACUUCAUGCAGCACUGCAGCUGUGUUUGAAGGUUGCUCCACAAGUAAACCUGCCACUGAUAUGCCAGUGGUUCCUGGGAGCUCAGUAUUAUGAGGGCAUUCUAGACUUGUGUGCUGUGUGUGCAGCAAAAGGUGAUCCAAAAAAACUUGGAGAAUACUUUUACAAGAAUGGUGAACCCCCAGGUGAUGAAGAAGGAUAUCGUGCUUAUGUUGAAAGGAUGGAAUGUUACAAAGAAAUUACUUCAGUACUGGGUCAUCUGUAUAAUCAGUCUCUAUUGAAUCCGUAUGCACCAAGAAUACCAUUGAAACCUGGUGCAGGAGUACCAAAAGAUGGGAACCAAGCCUCACCUGCUGAAGCUGAAAAGCAGAUGAAGAAGAUAAUACAGCAGGCACUGUCAACGAAGGAUGAACUCCUGCAUGUAGCUAUAUAUGACUGGAUGUUAGGAAAACAGCUUCUAGAGCAGUUAGUGACAAUCUCUGAACCUAGCUUUGAGAGAUACUUGAAGCAUUCUGCAGAGCGCAACAGUGAUAGUAAUUACAUCAAUGACCUGCUUUGGAAGUUCUAUGAGAAGAAUGAAAAUCAUGCUGAAGCUGCACAAAUUUUACUUAAAAUGGCAACAACUCCUGGGUCUUCUCUGAAUCUUAAUCAGCGGAUAGCUUACUUAGCUCGAGCAGUUAUGUGCAUGCGUAGUGAUAAAGUGGGUUGUGCACCUCAUCUAGGAAUUGUGCUUCAGGAACUUGAAGACAAGAUUGAUGUGGCCCACGUACAACAACAGAUUUUGGACAGAAUUUCAUCCUUGCCCCGUUCAGCAAGAACGGAAGAAGCAGUUGAAAAGCUAAAUAGCUCUCUUAUAGGCUGCACAGAGUUGUAUGAAGACUAUGCUGAGCCUUUUGGGUUGUGGGAUUGCAAGCUGGCAAUUGUGCACUGUGCCGGUCACCUUGAUGCGUAUCUCAUCGAAGCAAUAUGGCGAAAAAUCAUUGAAGCGGAGAUACUGUCAUGUGGUUCAAUUUCUCCUAAUGAUGUUAUGGCAGUGGUAAUGGGAAAAGUGAAAUCACUUGGACAGGAGUAUUCAGCAUCAGCCAUAUGUGUUCCUGUUGGUUUCUUGGUAAAGGAGCUGGAACUUCAGUGUUGUCGCCUGAGGGCAGAUCCAGGAAAAGUGCAUCCGGUGAUGAUUUCACUUGGUGUCUCUGUUCUGAAACUGAUUCAAAUAUAUGACACAUUGAUUUCGGAGACUGAUUUAGUAUGGUACCGAUCAGGAAAUGAAUUCCACUUAAUUGAAGUUGUUGGUAGCUUGUUGGAAGAUUUUGUCAACAACCCACAAAUGGUUUCAGUUUCUGAAAGGAGAAUAACCAUUACAAGAGCAGCAGACCUUAUGUCAAAGUGCCUCACAUUCCUAUACAGCAAGCCAAACACACAGAAUCUAGUGGAUGUGCUACGCUUCACCCAGUCAAAACUAAAUCGACUGUCCAAUGCGCUGUAAAUAUAGUAAUUAAUUGUGAGCAUAUGGAAGUUAUUUUAUUGAAUAGUGUGAAAUAUUGACUGUUAUAAUUUAUUUUUGUUAUUAUCUUAGCCUUGUCUGUAAAUGAUUCAUUUACUUGUACAUACUAUUUUUAUGAAUACUUUGUACAGCUUUAAUGUUACUGAAAUUUUAUGACAGACUGAUGAUCUUUAAACACACAUUCUUUCCAAGUACCUUAUUUGUAGGAAUAUGGUAUUAUAAAUUGUGAAGUCUUUGCCACUGUGUCAGAUAUGAACUAUAAAAUCAGUCAAUUCCAGUAUCCCACCAAAUAAUACAAUGAACUAAAUAAGCAUGAAUUCCAUUUAUGUGGAAGGCGAAUGAAUGCCUUAUUUUUAAAAUAGUUUUGUACCGGUGUAAAUUUAUACAUACUGUAUCAAUAUUCUGCAGCUCUGUGCUGCUACUGUGUUUACAUGAUUUUAGAGGAUAAAAAUACACAUCAAUUUUGUUGUAUACAUUGUGAUAUUCAAUACUUUGUCCUGGAUCGGAAUAGUCAUUGAGAAAUAGCCAUGUGAUUUGCGAUUCAUUUUGUACAGUCUUUGUAAGGCGUUAGUCUUGUUCAUAAAUACUAGCCACAUAAAUUUUUAAUGUACCUUUGUACUUCUGUAAAAUCAUGAAAUUUAUGUAUAUGACACAAAACACGUGGACAAUUGUGGAUGUUGUUUUAUAUAAAUUCGUAUUUUUGAAAAUAC
Messenger RNA from Schistocerca serialis cubense, 5102 nucleotides. RefSeq names its product nuclear pore complex protein Nup155 (gene Nup154). Gene Ontology annotation, cellular component: nuclear pore; nuclear pore inner ring. Bases 127 to 4374 code for a protein of 1415 amino acids. Gene Ontology annotation, molecular function: structural constituent of nuclear pore. Gene Ontology annotation, biological process: protein localization to nuclear inner membrane; RNA export from nucleus; protein import into nucleus. Lineage: Eukaryota; Metazoa; Arthropoda; Insecta; Orthoptera; Acrididae. The transcript has 26 exons. The record is from RefSeq and is a predicted model, not a curated record.